AUGGAGAAAAAAGACGAAAUUCCUGGUUAUAAAGUUGAAGGAUUUCUAGGAAAAGGAGCUUUUGGAAUGGCUCUUUUGCUCUCAUCUAUUGAUGACAAAAAUAAAAAAGCGGUGGCUAAAAAGGUGACGAUUCAGAGUCAAGAAGAUCAGCAUUUAGCGGCAGAAGAAGCUCUACUCCUCAGAUCUAUCAACAACCCAAAUAUUGUCAGAUAUACUGACUUUCACAUUGAGCUCGGUCGGCAUUGUUACAUAAUCAUGGAGUUUUGCGAUGGAGGAGAUCUGAAGGGCCGAAUCGAGCACUACCAAAAGUCCGGUGAAAAACUACAAACUGGCCGAAGCCUCAUUUGGAUUACCCAACUGGCUUUGAAAUACUGUCACGAGAGAAACAUCCUCCAUCGUGACCUGAAGCCCGAAAACAUUUUCGUAAUGAAAGACAAUCUGACGGCAAAGCUGGGCGAUUUCGGAGUCGCUCGGAAACUAUCGUUCGCCUGCCAACUCGCCAGUACUGUUUGUGGAACGCCGCUCAAUUUCUCGCCAGAGUUGAUUGAGGGCAAGCCCUAUGCAAAGCCCACGGAUAUUUGGGCACUAGGAUGCGUGAUUUACGAGCUGACGUUUUUGGAACACCCGUUUUUGGGGCCAAACGAAACUGGGAAUUUAUUCCAACUUGGUCAAAAGAUUCUGGCCGUCAACUACCCCCGAAAAAACUGCUAUCUCGGCCUCUUGGCUGACAAAUGCCUUUCCCGAAAGCCCGAAAACCGCUUUUCAAUCCAGCAAAUCCUCGCCGACCCAAACCUCUCCCGAAUCCAAGGCAAAUUCAAUCGCAACAUCGAAACGUCAAAAAUAUACGUGUCCGAACUCAUGGCCUGUUUAAAACUGAACUAA
Molecule: messenger RNA, 882 nt
Organism: Oikopleura dioica
Lineage: Eukaryota; Metazoa; Chordata; Appendicularia; Copelata; Oikopleuridae
Source: the annotation of a GenBank genome assembly